AUGAAAGGGACUGUCUCAGGAUUCGUGUUCUUCAUAGCCAUCAUUAUAGACAAUUCUCAGACUCAGGAAACAGAUUCCGUAAAUGAUGAAAAUGAUAAAAUUGACUUCGAGGGAUUUCGAGGUUAUAAAUACUCUACUGAAGCUGCAGUAGAGGCAUAUACGUACACACUGGUAGGAUAUGGUGCUUUUACGUUUCCUUCUGAAUUAUGGACGUCGGAAAAUAGCAUUCACUCCACUUCUACAAUACAAGCGGAUAUAGAUUACACAGAUUCACAAGGGAAUGUUAAGUUCUGCGAGACAACAGUUUACGGCUGCUGUUUGGACGGUGAGACUCCAGCGCAUGGACCUCAGAACGAAGGCUGCUGUUUGCGAUCCAGAUUCGGUUGCUGUCCCGAUAACUAUAAGCCGGCUGAAGGACCGCAUCUUGAAGGCUGUAGCUGUAUGAAUGCCCACUAUGGAUGCUGCCCAGAUAAUGUAACAAUCGCUCGAGGAACUAAAUACGAGGGUUGUGGCUGUCAAUACUCUCUGCAUGGCUGCUGCCCUGACAAGCUCACUCCAGCCAAUGGUGUAGACUUUGAAGGUUGUGGAUGCCAUACGUAUCAGUUUGGAUGUUGUCCUGACGGUAUCACCAUCGCCAUAGGGCCAUAUCUACUGAACUGUUUAUGCCAAGAAACUAUAUACGGCUGCUGUGGAGAUGAUGUCACCGAGGCUAAAGGACCGAAUAAAGAAGGAUGCGAUUGUUCUAGUAGCAAAUAUGGAUGCGAUGCUGAUGGUAUUACUGAGGCUGGUGUCGACACGUUUCAAAAUAAUACAGUCAUACUAAAUAUAAAUGAAGAUGAAUGUAACCUUUCGCUGGAGCGUGGUUCGUGUGCUGGUAACUUUCUCCGCUGGGGCUAUGAUCCCAACUCGCGCCGCUGCUCUCAGUUUAUUUGGGGAGGUUGUGGUGGUAAUACCAACAGAUUCAACUCAGAAGCCGCCUGCAUGCAGCAGUGCAACCCUCCAGGCGUCCUGCAAGAGAAGGAAGACAUAUGCACUCUUCCUCUUCUAUAUGAAAAUUGUUAUCACUGUUACCCACGUUGGUUUUAUGACAUGACGACUAGAAGGUGUAGAAUGUUUUUCGGAAAUGGUAAAAAUGCAAACAAUUUUGACAACAAAGAAACGUGCAUGAAUCAAUGUGAAGAAGAAUUCGAGGUAGAAAUUGUGCGUCCCGAGAUAGAAAAGCCCAGCGUCUGUCAUCUGAACCUAAAUAGUGGACCCUGCUCUGAUACCAUAAAUCGAUGGGGUUAUGAUACUCAGAGAGAUGCCUGUGUGCAGUUCCAAUACGGGGGUUGUGGGGGCAACAAGAAUAACUUCCCAUCAAAGGAGAUGUGCCAUCGCCAAUGCAUGUUGCAAGAUAUAUGCAAACUACCAACAGUCAAAACUCCUUGUAAUAGUAGUGGCACUGAGUGGUUUUAUGAUGCAGCUACUGACUCCUGCACCCUUUUUGGUGAUAAUAUUUGUGGAAACAAUGAAAAUAGCUAUCCAAAGGACUCGGGGCCCUGUCAUGAGGCUGUACCAAAAGUUUACUACAAUUCAAAAGCGGAACGAUGCGAAAACUUUACUUAUGGCGGAUGCCGCGGCAGUCCUAAUCGCUUCUCUAGUAUUGAGGAGUGUAACUAUAUAUGUAGACCACAUGCAAAUCCUUGUCAGCUAAUUCCUGAUGUAGGGGAUUGCACGGAACAAAUAGCUAAAUGGUACUACUACGAAAUUGAAGAUAAAUGUUUUAAAUUUAUUUACAGUGGAUGCAAUGGAAAUAGUAACAGGUUUGAUUCUCAAGUAGAAUGUGAGAACCGUUGCCGUGUGGUCAAAGAUACAGCCACUAAAGGACCUCUUACUACUCCUUCAUCAACUGGUGAGUGUCGUACUCCGGUUUCUAUUCAGCCGUGUGGUCCUAACGUGAACACGUAUUACUACGACUCUAGAACAGAGGCCUGUGUUGUUGGAAGCACUGAAUCUCUGUCAACAAAAAUCAAACAGAGUACAACAGCAACAGAGACUACGCAAGCUGCCACUGAAAGCACGGUUUCAGAACCCUCAUCUUCAACUGAGGCAACAAAAGCUUCAGAUAGUACAAUAGCAUCUGGUUCCACAGAAACUGUGAUAACAGAUUCAUUCACUGAAACAACAGAACACACUAUUACAGACACGACACUUGAAUCAAAAAAUACUCUAUCUACUGAAACGACAGAGAUUUCCUAUACAACAGGAAGUAGCAUAGACGUAACAACUGAAUCUGAUACGACCGACUCUGUUACUACAGAGGUAUCCAGUACAAAAACUUGCAAGGAAACGAAAUUUGGAUGCUGUCCUGAUGGCGUGUCACCAGUUGGUAGCAUGACGGGCAAGGGCUGCCCAGUGAUUUUGUGUGAAUUAACUUUGUAUGGAUGUUGUUCAUCUGAUAAUGUUACCGUAGCUGUAGGAAAUGACCAAGAAGGGUGUCCUCCACCUCCACCAGCCUGUAAACUAUCUAAAUUUGAGUGCUGCGAUGAUAAUGAAACCGAAGCGAGUGGACAAAACAAAGAAGGUUGCACGGAAACAGCUACGGAAACCUCGACACUGACUACGCUUGAAUCAUGCAACGACACUGAAUUCGGAUGUUGUUAUGACAAUGAAACUGAUGCCUCAGGACCAAAUGGAGAGGGCUGUCCAUGCAGCAUCAGUGAAUUCGGAUGCUGCUCUGAUGGUAUUUCGACUGCUCAAGGACCAGACUUAGAAGGAUGUUUCAUGUCCUGUGACACAUCAGCUUACGGCUGCUGUCCUGACGGUGAGACUCCAGCGCACGGACCUCAGAAUGAAGGUUGUUGUUUGCAAUCCGCAUUCGGCUGCUGUCCCGACAAUUAUAAGCCCGCUGAAGGACCGCACCUUGAAGGCUGUGCCUGUAUGUUUGGCCAAUUUGGAUGCUGUCCAGAUAAUGUAACAAUUGCUCGUGGAGGAAACAACGAAGGAUGUGGAUGUCAGUACAAUCAGCACGGUUGUUGUCCCGACAGACAUACUGCAGCCAGAGGGCCAGACUUUGAAGGUUGUGGUUGCCACACGUAUCAGUUCGGUUGUUGUCCUGAUGGUAUUACCGCUUCCACUGGACCAAACUGGCAUGGUUGUUUAUGCCAACAAUCUAAAUAUGGUUGCUGUGGAGAUGACGUCACAGAGGCCAUGGGACCAAAUAAGGAGGGAUGUGAUUGCUCUAGUAGCAAAUACGGAUGCUGCCCUGAUGGUGUAACGGAAGCUGCUGGCGAGAAAUUCCAAAAUUGUACAGAUGCACCUGAAAAUAGACAAGCGGCAUGCGCUUUAGCGAAUGACCGAGGUGUAGGCCACAACUAUACAGUUUAUUGGUUUUAUAAUAUGACAUAUGGUGGUUGUUCGAAAUUCUGGUACGGAGGAGAGGACGGCAAUGGAAACCGAUUUGCAAGUAAAGAGGAAUGUAUGGCCAUUUGCGUUAACCCGACUCCUAAAGACGAUUGCAACCUCCCCAAAGUAAAGGGUGCGUGUACUGGUUACCACGUUAAAUGGUACUACGACUCGGUCAGAGAACAAUGUGCUCAGUUUGUAUAUGGAGGAUGUCUUGGAAACGAUAAUAACUUUGAAUCUCGGGAGCUCUGUCAAAAGAGCUGUGAACCAGAAAAAACUGAAGAUCAAUGCAAUCUGCCGAUUGAGCGAGGGACCUGUGCUGGUAAUUUCUUGCGCUGGGGCUACAACUCUGCCACACGCCGCUGCUCUCAAUUCAUUUGGGGAGGCUGCGAGGGCAACAACAACCGAUUCGGCUCUGAAGCCGCGUGUAUGCAGUGGUGCAACCCUCCUGGCUCGUUACAAGCGGAAUGCAUUCUUCCACAAGAGGCAGGCAACUGCACUGAAAAGCGGCCGGUCUGGUCUUUCAGCCAGACUGAGAAUCGAUGUGUGCCCUUCUAUUACACGGGCUGUGGAGGCAACGAUAAUCAGUUCGGCAGUGAACGAGAUUGUGUUGAUGCUUGUCCUAGCACCUUCGUCCAAGAAGUUUGCACAUUGCCGGCAUUAACUGGUGAAAGUGCAGAUUACACACUGAGAUGGUUCUACGACACAUCAAAGAGAAGAUGUCGCCAAUUCUAUUACGGAGGAUGUGGUGGAAAUGCAAACAACUUUAUAAGCGAACGCCAAUGUGAAGAUCGUUGCUCGGAACAAGUCGUCGUUACAACGAUAGCACCCAUCGCUACACCACAAACAUCUGAAUUCUGUUUCCUGGGAUUGGAUCCUGGCCCAUGCACACAAUUUGAAGAACGUUGGGGAUAUGACCCAUCACUCGGGUCUUGUGUACAGUUCCAGUACGGAGGUUGUGGUGGUAAUAGAGAUAACUUCCCAUCUAAAGAGCUCUGCCAACAUUACUGCUCCCCAGUACAAGAUACUUGCCAGUUGCCGAUGAUAACUGGACCGUGUGAGGACUCCCAUAUGCAAUGGUUCUACGAUGCUACAACUGACUCUUGCACACAGUUUGCUUACAGUGGAUGUGGAGGAAAUGAGAAUCGGUUUGGAAGUCGUGAAGAAUGUGAACAUCGUUGCAAGACUGGUCCACCCUCUGUCAGUACUACGACGAUCGCACCGGCGGUCGUAUCAAUACAGUGUCGAGUCUCUCCGACAUUAGAGGAAUGUGAAGGGGCAGGGGAAGUAUGGUUUUUCGAUGACACCCUACGUGCUUGUGUCUCCCACCAAAACGUUGACUUGGGUCGUUCCUGCAGGGUAACUGCGGUAUAUUCUACUCAAGAGGAAUGUGAGAGGAUCUGUGGAGCAUUCCAGGGUGUUGAUGUAUGCCGCACAGUGUUGGAUCCAGGACCAUGUCACGAUGUAAUCCCUAAAAUUUUCUACAACGCAACAAAUGACCAAUGUGAGCCUUUCACCUACAGCGGUUGCCUCGGAGGUCCCAAUCGCUUCGCUGACUACGAUGAGUGCGAGUCAGUUUGCAGACCAUUAUCAAAUCCAUGCAAGCAGGAACUAGAUCCAGGUAAAUGCUUAGGCGAAUUCAGCAAAUGGUACUACAGUGAACAGCAAGACAUAUGUAGAGAGUUUAUUUACGGAGGCUGUUAUGGAAACGAUAAUAGGUUUGAUUCUCAAGUAGAAUGUGAGAACCGUUGCCGUGUGGUCAAAGAUAAAGCCACUAAAGGACCUCUUACUACUCCUUCAUCAACUGGUGAGUGUCGUACUCCGGUUUCUAUUCGGCCGUGUGGUCCUAAUGUGAACACGUAUUACUACGACUCUAGAACAGAGGCCUGUGUUGUUGGUGAUUUUGGUGCUUGCGGAUAUGCUAACAGUUACCGCUCCGAAGAGGAAUGUGAAAAGCGAUGCGGUGUUUUCAAAGGACUUGGAGGAAGCACUGAAUCUCUGUCAACAAAAGUCAAACAGAGUACAACAGCAACAGAGACUACGCAAGCUGCCACUGAAAGCACGGUUUCAGAACCCUCAUCUUCAACUGAGGCAACAAAAGCUUCAGAUAGUACAAUAGCAUCUGGUUCCACAGAAACUGUGAUAACAGAUUCAUUCACUGAAACAACAGAACACACUAUAACAGACACGACACUUGAAUCAAAAAAUACUCUAUCUACUGAAACGACAGAAAUUUCAUAUACAACAGGAAGUAGCAUAGACGUAACAACUGAAUCUGAUGCGACCGACUCUGUUACUACAGAGGUAUCCAGUACAAAAACUUGCAAGGAAACGAAAUUUGGAUGCUGUCCUAAUGGCGUGUCACCAGCUGGUAGCAUGAUGGGCAAGGACUGCCCAAUGAUUUCGUGUAAAUUAACUUUGUAUGGAUGUUGUUCAUCCGAUAAUGUCACCGCAGCUUUAGGGAAUGACCAAGAAGGGUGUCCUCCACCUCCACCAGCCUGUAAACUAUCUAAAUUUGGUUGCUGCGAUGAUAAUGAAACCGAAGCAAGUGGUCUAAAUAAGGAAGGUUGCACGGAAACAGCUCAAGGACCAGACUUAGAAGGAUGUUUCAUGUCCUGUGACACAUCAGCUUACGGCUGCUGUCCUGACGGUGAGACUCCAGCGCACGGACCUCAGAAUGAAGGUUGUUGUUUGCAAUCCGCAUUCGGCUGCUGUCCCGACAAUUAUAAGCCCGCUGAAGGACCGCACCUUGAAGGCUGCGCCUGUAACUUUGCCCAAUUUGGAUGCUGUCCAGAUAAUGUAACAAUUGCUCGUGGAGGAAACAACGAAGGAUGUGGAUGUCAGUACACUCAGCACGGUUGCUGUCCCGACAGACAUACUGCAGCCAGAGGGCCAGACUUUGAAGAUUCUGGUACGGAGGAGAGGAUGGUAAUGGAAACCGAUUUGCAAGUAAAGAGGAAUGUAUGGCCAUUUGCGUUAACCCGACUCCUAAAGACGCUUGCAACCUCCCCAAAGUAA
Messenger RNA from Pieris macdunnoughi, 6402 nucleotides. The record is from the annotation of a GenBank genome assembly. NCBI's taxonomy places the organism in Eukaryota, Metazoa, Arthropoda, Insecta, Lepidoptera, Pieridae.